AUGCGUGGGAUUUCGGUGCCAGAAAAAAGUUGCGAAAUAGGCAUUUCGUUCUUGAGUCCCCAAGGCAACAAGUCCAAGUCCAAGUCCCCAAGUCUUCAAGUCCUCAAGUCACAAAUUCACCACGACUUCAAAUCACCAAGUUCCAAAGUCCUCAAGUCCCCAAGUCCCCAAGACUCCAAGUCUCCAAGUCUUCAAUUUCAAGUCCUGAAGUCGCCGAGUCCCCAAAUCCCAGAGUCAACAAUUCCAAAAGUCCCAAAGUCCUCAAGUUCUCAAGUCCUAAAGUCCCCAAGUCACCAAGUAACCAAGUCCCCAAUUAUCAAGUCCCAAAGUCCUCAAGUCCCCAAGUCUUUCAGUCUCCAAGUCCCCAAUUCCCCAAGUCCCCAAUUUAAAAGUUCCGAAGUCCUCGAGUCCCCAAGUCCCAAAGUCAACAAGUCCCAAAGUCCAAAAGUUUCAAAGUCCCCGAGUCCUCAAUGUCCCCAAGUCACAAAGUAUCCAAGUCCCCAUGUUCUCAAAUCACCAAGUCCUAAAGUCUUCAAGUCUCUAUUUCCCAAGUCUCCAAGUCCCAAAAUUCACAAGUCCUUAAUUUCAAGCCCAGAUGCCCACGAAUCUCCAAGUCCCAAAGUUAACAAGUUCAAAAGUCAACAAGUCCCAAAGUCCUCAAGUCCCAAGUCCCAAAAUUAA
Messenger RNA from Uranotaenia lowii, 681 nucleotides. RefSeq lists its product as uncharacterized. Bases 1 to 681 code for a protein of 226 amino acids. The record is from RefSeq and is a predicted model, not a curated record. NCBI's taxonomy places the organism in Eukaryota, Metazoa, Arthropoda, Insecta, Diptera, Culicidae. The transcript is spliced from 2 exons.